Haplochromis burtoni (Burton's mouthbrooder) is the source of this 4492-nucleotide messenger RNA. It is a transcript of the gene neto2b, whose product is annotated as neuropilin (NRP) and tolloid (TLL)-like 2b. Bases 2212 to 3891 code for a protein of 559 amino acids. Lineage: Eukaryota; Metazoa; Chordata; Actinopteri; Cichliformes; Cichlidae. The record is from RefSeq and is a predicted model, not a curated record. The transcript is spliced from 11 exons. Gene Ontology annotation, molecular function: protein binding.
AACUCUUGAUAGUACUUAUCUUUUUACUUAAAGAAAUUUCCCUGUAGCUUCUAAAGGAAAGUCUGAGGAAUAUCCUCCACUAUCAGAUCAAAAGUAUUCAUAAAUGGUAUAACAACUUAAUAUAUUCAGAUUUGUCUGCUUCUUUGAUUGGUUGUAAACAUGCAUUGAAUGUGAAAAACAAGUAGGAAGGUUUUGAUACAACUGAUCAACUGAAGGGAGAACUGGCAAAUGUCCCACUUCUUGUGACAAGCUUCUGAUUUAAAGCAAACACAUUCACCUAUAAGAUACAGUACAUCCUCCAGUGGAUGUGGUGAGUCGUUUUUGUCUUAAAAGCUAACACAUCAAAGGAAAAUCUCUAUCCCACCUACACUUGGCUUCCAUUUCCAUCUCUCUCUGGCUCUAUAGCCAGCUUUUUGGGGCUUUAGGUGAUGAGUGUCCUUGGUGAAAAAUGAGAAGGCUAGAGCCAAUGUGUCCAUGCUCUCUGCUCUGAAUAGGAAUUCACAGCAAUGCACCGACAGACUUAUGCUCAGUGGGCUUUUUGGCACGGUCCCCCCGCCGUGUGUGUGUGUGUGUGUGUGUGUGCGCGCGCGCGCGUGUGUGACUGUCUGUCUGGGAGAGUGAGUGCGGCAGCCAGUAUCAGCUAAUUAAAAUUUGAAAAAUGGGAAAUCCCAAUUUAAUUCAUCCCCAUGCCAAACGGGCGACUGGAGGUUUAUCAUAUCACCAAUACUCAUAACUGAUGAGGCACAUGCGCAAUCAGCUUUCCCCUACAGUCUAGCGCCAACUGAGCUCAAUCUUUAAACCGCGAGCAGCUGCAGACUGAUCAUCCGUUUGUUUGAGGCUGAGUCUCAUACACCGAGCUGGGCAGGAAAACUGUGCAAACUUCUGAUUCUGAUGACGAAUCAGAAGUUAAUCUGCUCUUUUUCGCACCUGAGUCGCUCUCAGUUUGACCAACACGACAAGGAUGGAAAGGUGAAAGUUCGGAUUUUCUAAAUCAGUAGUUUUAACGUGCGGUAAUCCGUACUACUGACAUAAACAGGGGAUGUGAGGGACAAGUUUGAAAACAGAAAAACUCAUAAAAAGGAGCUCAGCGGCGAGGAUGUACGCAGGUAAGAGAAAUCAUCCAUAUUUUCGCACUUUAGAGCAGAUCGCGUAUUUAUUUACUUAAAUGUCUGAGGGGACAAGAGAGUUGUUAGAAACGCGGGUGUCUCAAAUCUGGUUUUUAGGGUUUUUUUCUUGGCUGUUUUCUGACAUGUUUGUGUAGUUACUUUGUGCAAAGAAAUCGGUUUUUUUUUCUUUGUUUUGAAAGUUUCUCUUGUGCAUCGAUUCGUGGUGCUGAAGUAACAGCUCCCGACACUUGCUCGGUGCAGUUACUCCAAAAAAGUAAGAAAAAAAUGCAACACGGAUUUUUCUUUAAAAAAAAAUCAAAGUAGGAAAUCCGUUUUUCCCCUUUUGCGUCAGCGUGUGGUGGCUCAGUGCCUGAGCGAGUGGAGGAUUUGGGCUGCUGUUGCUGCCUCUGUUCCUCUUCUGCACCCACUUAAUAUGUUCUCAGAAGAAGGGCUGCAAGUAAAUUUAACAUGCAGCAUGGCAGUGAGCCACACAUCUUAUUUACCUUAUUGUACAACAAUAAUGAAUUGAAAACAGAGUCCGAAGUUAUAAAUCUGCCUGUUUCCCAGGUCACAAGCUGUGACAGACAGAACAUGCAGCACGAACGUCCACAGCCUAUAUCAUAACUGUCAUUUUUGUUUUGCUUUUUGUCCCUGGAUGUGCAGCAACAUGCCAACAUGCCACUUUGGUGAAAACUCAAAGCAAGUUCUAAGCAGACUGGUGCCCCUGGGCAAGAUGAUUUAUUUGGGUCACAUUUUAUGUAAUAGGUACAAAUGUGGUGCAAGAUAUGAUUUCAUGAAACUUUUUUUUCUUUUUUUUAAUGCAUAUGUACCAUUAGGUGUCCUUGAACAGCUUCUUGGCAGACAGCAGUCCUCUCACCCAGCAUAAAUCUUGACGAAAAAAAAGAGGAUGCAAAGAUAAGAGUAAGAGUUAAGGAAGCAGAUGGUAGAAGCAGCUUGUUCUCUCACUCCCAAGCUUUGAACCCCACACCCUUGCCUUUAAUAUACAUUCAAGGAUUCUGCUGAGUGUACUGAAACAUAAAGCACAGACAAAGAAAUCCUGCUAAGCUCUCGUUUCCUUUAUUCCUUGAUUGUACCUCUCCUUACUAUGAUUUCACACACUGUUGACUUCUGUACAGUCUGGAUAUUUCUCCUAUUCAUUGAGGGGGGAUUUGCACUGGUGCAAAAGAUUAAAGAUUCAGGUGCAGGGUCGAAAGCAGUUAACCCUUCUCUACGACCACAGCGUCACUGUGGAAACUGGGUACGAACCACUGAUGGCGGCACUUUCAGUUCCCCAAACUACCCAAAUACGUACCCUCCAAACAAGGAGUGCCUCUAUGUGCUGGAAGCCCUGCCUCGCCAGAGAAUAGAGCUGAUGUUUGACGAAGUCUUCCACAUCGAGGCGUCGUUCGAAUGUCGCUUCGACCACAUCGAAGUGCGGGACGGUCCCUUUAGUUUCUCCCCGCUCAUCAAUCGCUUCUGCGGCUCAGCCAGUCCUGGACUCAUCCUGUCGAGCGGACGCUUCAUGUGGAUCCGCUUCUUCAGUGAUGAAGAGCUGGAGGGGACUGGCUUCCAGGUCCAGUACAGCUUUGCUGCAGAUCCUGAAUUUCAUCUGCAUGUGGGAGGACUUUUAAACCCCAUCCCAGAUUGUCAGUUUGAGCUGUCUGGAGCUGACGGUGUAAUCCGUUCAAGUCAGGUGGACGAAGAGUCCAAAGUGAAGCCAGACCAGGCAGUGGACUGCAUCUGGACUAUACGUGCCCCAACAAAGAACAGGAUUUACCUGCGAUUUUUGGAAUACCAGAUGGAAAACUCCAAUGAAUGUAAGAAGAACUUUGUGGCUGUUUAUGAUGGCAGUAAUGCUAUUGAGGAUCUAAAGGCCAAGUUUUGUAGUACAGUAGCUAAUGACAUCAUGCUGGACACUGGUGUGGGAGUAGUGAGGAUGUGGGCUGAUGAGACAAGCCGUCUCAGCCGCUUCCGGAUGCUGUUCACAUCUUUUGCUGACCCACCCUGUAUGAGCGGUGCGUUCUUUUGCCACACUAACAUGUGCAUCAACACUUCUCUGGUGUGCAACGGCAUACAAAACUGUGUCUUUCCUUGGGACGAAAGCAACUGCAAAGAGAAAAAGAACAAAGGUCUUUUUCACCAGAUCACAAAGACUCACGGGACAAUAAUCUGUGUGUCUACGGGGGUGGUGCUGUUACUCCUAAUUGUCUCCAUUCUGGUGCAAGUCAAGCAGCCACGUAAGAAGGUGUUGGUUCGUAAGAACAACUUGUUUCCUCGUGCUGACUUCCAGGAGGUGUUUGACCCUCCUCACUAUGAACUCUUUAAUCUCAGAGACAAGGAGAUUUCUUCAAGAGACCUUGGGGAGUUGUCAGAGGAGCUCCAGUCCCUACAAGCACUCAGGAGGUCCUCGUCAGGAUCGCGCUGCAUACAUGAACACCAUUGUGGCUCUCUGGCCUCUAUCAACUCCAUUAAAGGCAGCCUAGGGGCGCAAGGCCUGGGAAGGGGAUCCAUGGAGCUUCCACCUCUCAGAGUAGACUUCCAAAACUCCUUGCCUCCCCUAAGAGAUUUCAACAGCAGUCUGAGGAAGAAGAGCUGGCCCAGUAUGAAAUCAGGCCGAAUACAGGGCCAUCAUGGUAUGGCAGAGAGAGCUCUGGGGCGGCAGGACAGAGUAAUGGAAGAGGAAGAAGAGGAGGAGGACGGAAGGUAUGAUGUGUAUGUGCGUAGAGGUGGAAGCCGAAGAGGCUAUGAAAUGGCCCAGCAAAGAUCCCUGUCCAUGGACUUUUGAGGAGAAAACACAAGAUCUGCGUUAGGGUAGGUAAACACUGCCUCAACUUUAGGGAGGAGCUUUUCAAAUUUACAGGAAAAAGGAAAAAGAAAGAAAACCAAUGGCUUGUGCAAGUACACUUUCCUUCUUCUCAGUAAGGCUGGAAAACAUAGGCUCUGUUAAGGAGCAACAAGAAGAUCCUCAGGCACUGCCAAAUCUGCUUAUAUACUGAAACAGCAAACAGAGAGCUGUUAUCAAGUCUCUGACACCGGUGUAAAAGUGAAACUAAAAAAAAAUGCUGUAUAGUGUUCUUGUCUUGAUGUAUUUUGUUGAAUACAUUUAACUGUAACGCGAAUAGAUGUUGUGGAAGUAUGUUUUGAGUCAGUGUGUAGAAGAAGUGUGAUUACAUUUUGAGUAUUAGUGAAAAAACUACAUUGGUUAAAAACAAAAAGGUAAUUUCCACACCUCUGACUUCAGAAAAGUCAGCUCCGAGUUAAAGUCGGUUUUAGUUUUACUGAAGGAAAGUCUGGUUGUUCUGCAAUCCCCUUUUGGGCAUGUUGCACAAGUACACAGGUUGGAAAUUUUACAGUUAUGUCACUCUUCAGUGACACACCUGACCUUA